Molecule: messenger RNA, 2061 nt
Organism: Nanorana parkeri
Lineage: Eukaryota; Metazoa; Chordata; Amphibia; Anura; Dicroglossidae
Gene: PSIP1
Product: PC4 and SFRS1 interacting protein 1
Exons: 17
Coding region: 96-1754 (552 amino acids)
Biological process (GO): regulation of transcription by RNA polymerase II
Cellular component (GO): nucleus
Molecular function (GO): double-stranded DNA binding; transcription coregulator activity
Source: RefSeq, a predicted model, not a curated record
CCCAUCCAGUUUGUGAGGGAUCUUGAGAGGGGGAGCUUGGCUGGCUGCUGGCGGGAGAGGGAGCAGCAGGCUGCAGUAUAAGACGAGCAGACAAAAUGACACGAGAUUACAAGCCUGGGGACCUGAUCUUUGCCAAGAUGAAAGGUUAUCCUCACUGGCCUGCAAGGGUGGAUGAACUUUCUGAUGGGGCGGUUAAGCCUCCUACAAAUAAAAUGCCUAUUUUCUUUUUUGGAACCCAUGAAACAGCUUUUUUGGGACCAAAGGACAUAUUUCCAUAUGAUGAAAAUAAGGAGAAGUAUGGCAAACCCAACAAACGAAAGGGAUUCAAUGAGGGUUUAUGGGAGAUUGAUAAUAAUCCCAAAGUUAAGUUCUCAAAUGCACAGAAUAUGUUGUCACUUGCCAGUGCUGUUGAAGGGGAUGAUGAAGAUGCACAGGAACAUUUAGAAGAACAUGAGGAUCCUUCUCAGAAGAAACGCAAGAUUGCGACAUCAAAGACUGGAAACAAACAUUCUGACUCCUCCAGUGGUCUCGAGUCACCAGAAAAAGAUCUGAAUACCUCAAAGGAGGACAACAGUGACCAACUUGGCAGUGAAGAUGGCCCUACUAAUUCACCCGUUAAAGGAAAGCGAGGCAGAAAGAAAAAGGUGGAUAUUUUGGCUGAGGCGGAGCGUAAUGCAAAUGCUGCAGCGAUGGCUCAACUAAAGCCAAGUCCCAAGAGGGGCAGACCAGCUUCCACAGAACCCAAAGUGCCUAAACCAAGGGGAAGACCAAGGCUAAAGCCACUACCUACUUCACCAGAUCCGGAAAUAACUGAAGAUGAUCAAAUCAAGAAGAAAGCUCUAGAAAAAUCACCAAAACAGACAGUUUCUAGAAAGGAGGAGGAAGGAACAAAGGAAAAUGAUGAUAAACCGCAAAAAGAGGCAAGCAAAAAAGAUGUUCCUGAAGCUAAAAAAAAGGUUGCUGGAAAAGUGGAUUCGGGUUCCCAUUCAGAAUCUGAAGAUCAGGAAGAGGGAAAGCAGAAAGGCAAGGUUGGCAGGCCGCCUCAAGCUGCUGUAAAACGUGGUGCAAAACCUGUGCAAGACAAGGAAGUUGCAGAUAAAAGAAGAAAACUUGAUGAUGCUGCAGAAACAGAAAGCCACAGUAAGGAAGAAACUAAAAAAACAGAUGUUAGAAAAUUUGACAAGAAAAAAGAAACCUCCAUUGAUGCUAGACUUCAAAGGAUACAUGCAGAAAUAAAGUCCUCUUUAAAGCUUGACCACCAGGAUGUGAACAGAUGUAUUAUUGCUUUGGAUGAGUUGGCUUCCCUGCAGAUUACCAUGCAACAUGCCCAGAAACACACAGAUAUGAUCACUACUCUGAAAAGGAUUCGUCGGUUUAAAGCCAGUCAGGUGGUGAUGGAGAAGGCCUCGAUGCUUUACAACAAGUUCAAGAAUAUGUUCCUUGUUGGAGAAGGAGACUCUGUAAUAACUCAGGUUCUUAAUAAAUCUUUAGCAGAACAGAGACAGCAGGAGGAAGCCAAUAAAUCCAAGGAUGCAGGAAAAAAGGGACCUCACAAGAAAAUAGAGAAAGAACAGAACUCUGAUACAAAAGCGGUUAAUGGCGGCCGGGAAGCACAGGACCAAACACAAGAAAAUGGUGACAGUGGUGAAGAAAAUGAUGAUAAGGAAGACAACACCACAAAACGGUCAACGGCUGGAUUGAAAACUGCAGAGCCCAACAAGCGAACAAGUGAUGAUUCUGUCUCUGACAACUAAUAGAGGAAGAACACUUGCCUUUCUGAAAGAGCCGUUUAGCAGUCUUGCAACAAAACCGUUUGACUGCUUAGAGUUUUAAAUACUUUUAUAUAUUGGCAGUAUUUUGGUGUGUGAAAGUUGUGUUAUGAAGGCAAGACCUAUUACCUGGAGAUGAGAGUUAUUCAGUGUUAGCUAGAUUUCUGUCCUAGUUUCUCAUCUGUUGAGUUUAAUCUGUUAACAAGAACUUGUGGUUAAACUACCUUCCUGUAAUUUUGUGCAGACAGUUAAAGUGUAUUAUUUAUACAGUUCCAUACACUAACUCUGAGUU